Molecule: messenger RNA, 4906 nt
Organism: Pyricularia oryzae 70-15
Lineage: Eukaryota; Fungi; Ascomycota; Sordariomycetes; Magnaporthales; Pyriculariaceae
Exons: 3
Coding region: 189-2897 (902 amino acids)
Biological process (GO): protein secretion
Source: RefSeq, a predicted model, not a curated record
UAAUUGUGCCUUCCGUUUCUUGUCAGUCACUUUCACCUUUGAAAUCCAGCGAUUAAUGAAGAGGCUAGGUUUCUUUUGGGGUCUACUUCAUCAGCAAUUUGAUGGAAAAUAACCAAAGUCUAUCCAGUUCCGUUGCUACUGCUUUUAUUUUCCAUCCCUACACACUAGUACUGCCCAAAUGAACCAAGAUGGCACCCGAAAAGUCAUCAUUUGAUGAACUUGUCGAGUCUCUGGUGGAUCUUGGCACCAAGGCCUAUGAUCCUGCUGUGACAGUGACUUCAAAAGAAGACGCAAAACUGCAACUUGACAAUUUCAUUGAAAAUUCAAGCACUGUUGCUAUUGUCCCGGCUCUGAAUACUUUGGUUCGCCCUGGCCGGGUUCCGGAAUGGCUCCGUAUAGAGUUCAUGCGUUUACUGGCUGCAGUGCCUUUGAGAAGAUAUGGAGUUCGGGCUACUCUUGAGUUCAUCUUUGCUGUGCAUCCUUUGAACGACAGCAGCUCGCUUGAAAAGAAGCCCGAUGGCGCAGCAAGGGGCCCUACAAAGAUAUCGCCUGAGGCCAUGGCUUUGGCCUCUCGGCUGCUCUCCAUGCCUCCAUCCUCAAUCGACCCAGAGGCUUGGUUCUCUGGCAUAGCUCCCCAGCUGCUAGACAUUCUUGAUGGUCGAGAUGGGCUUGACCUUACAAAGGUCGCUGCGUACGUGAUUGGCUUCGGCAUUCUUGGCCGAAGGCAAUUUGGUGCUCCAGGAACUCCCGGCUGGUGUAGCUUUGCCGAGCCUUUGCAGAAAACAAUUAAACCCGGAGCCCAUCAAGUAUCCUUAAUGCGAAGCUCUGCCCUGGAAGGCGGCGUGGUAGACCUUAGCAAGUCUCUAGUGCUGGUUUCUCCAUCGGAAAUGUCUACCGCUUUACGCCGCCUCCAGCACUUGGCAGUACAUCACCCUAAUCCCGGCCUUUCGAGAAGGUUGAUCCAACCUCUGUUACUACCCCUAUGGGCCAUUGUGUCUAGGCCAGCCGACGGUGACAAGUACGAGGAGGACUACCGUCGUCCAGCCAAGAACCUCUUGACUAUCUACUUGAAUGUUGCCAGCUCGCUUGACCCUGUCACUUGUAUCAUCGACAAUCUCCUGUACAACGGCGAACGCGAUAGGGACAGGCUGUUGUGGGUUUACGACAGCCAAGAGGAUGGUACGCUCCAGCUCGUCGUUCCCCGCCAGUUCGACUCGAAAUAUUUGUCAGUCGACAAGAUAAACCUUGACCAGGCAGAAGGCAAGGCCCGACAGCUUGUCAGCUUAAUCUCGUCAGCAUUUACCGAUGAGGUCAUAUCCUCGAUUUUUCUGGAUGUUUUCAACAAGUGGGCCAAAUCGAAUCCUGAUCCGCAACAGCCAGCAAUUCUCGUCAAAGCUGAAGAGAAGACCAAAGAUGACCCACUUCAUGGCCUCCUUCGUGGCCAAGUGCUGCAGGAAAUGAUGCUCAAGCUUCAAGACAAGCUAGCUAGUCAACCGGGGCACAUACUGAAGCUGGUAGAUGAUCUGCUAUCUGACAAGGCUAAACUUAGUCACGACGAGGAAGUCCUCUCGGUCGCUUUGAGUCUGCUAAAUUUGAUUGCUACAACACCAAACUUCCAGCAGCGCAAGGUAGACCAGGAGCUCAUGGCAUCCAUUGAAAGCUCGUUGGAUCGACUGAGCAAGACGGCGGUUGGAGAAAGCUCAACAACGGCAGCCAAUAUAGCGCGAUACUUGAAGUAUCGUGCCGAAUUCGACGAACCCUCUGAGAUGCAACCCAGCCAGACAGAUCGACAAAUCGAAGAGCGGAAAACAUAUGCCCUUGCUGUAUCCUACAUCACGCAGCCUGACUCGCCGGCUCCCGUCAGGGUCGAGGGGCUCAACCUGAUCCAUGGUCUCAUCUCGACAAAUAGCACUAUUUUGGACAUACCGGCGGUUCUCGUGCUCAUGUCGUCACUGCUGGUGGAAAGUGAUGAUUAUAUCAACCUACGGGUCAUCAAGAUCUACAUAGAGCUAGCCAACAGGCAUCCAAAGUCUGUCACACGCGAACUCAUCGAUCGAUACGUAGACGCAAGCGAGAUGGCGGCUGUCGACACGCGUCUUCGCUUUGGAGAGGCACUCAUGCAAGUAGUUGAGCGACUGGGCGAAACAUUUGCUGGCGAUGCGGCGCAACAAGUCUGCCAUGCUCUAUUAAUGCUGGCCGGGCGACGCGGGCGCCGGCCAAAGACAGAGGCAAAACAGGCCAGAGAAGAGAGACUCCGCAAGAUGAAAGCCGAAAAGGGCGAGCUGGAUGACGAACCUGAUGGGCAAGAUACCGCGGAGCUUUCAGAACGGCAACGUGCAGACAACGCUAUUCUCAACAGUAUAGUAGAAGGCUGGAGCAGCAAGAGGGGCGCCGAAGACGUUCGCAUUCGAGGCUCUGCGCUGUCCAUUCUGGCGAUUGGAAUCGAGACAAACAUAGCCGGGAUAGGUCCAGAUCUCGUGUCAUCGGCUGUUGAUCUGAGCAUGCAGGUUUUGGCGCUGGAGACGGAAGCUGAAAAGGGCAUUCUUCGACGUUCGGCCGUACUCAUAGUACUCAGUUUUGUUCGAGCACUGCACCACGCCAAAGAGCACAAGCGACAUCUUGGGUUUGGGCUGACGGACGAAAGUCGUGCGGAUAUAACGCGGAUCCUGGAGUAUGUGGCCAGCACCGACAAUGAUGGCUUGGUCCAGCAACAUGCCCGCGAUGUGGUCCAGAGCCUUGAGAAUUGGAGGAUGAGCUCACUUCUCCCUCCGGAUACCGGAUCAAGUAAUCCAAGUGACAACAUCAUCCGACUGGCUGGACUUGAAAUUGGCUUGGGAAACAUCCAGGUCGGCAGCAACCAACCGACCAGGCGAGCAGUUAUUGAAGAGAUUGAAUGAUUCUCGCACGAAGUCAUGAGGUGCAAUAGUCUGUCAUGUGGGUGUGAAACUAUUCAGCCAUUGUUGCUGGAAAGUUCAGGCAGCGCCGGAUCUCCGGCUUUAAACUCAAUACCUCAAAGAGGUUAAUCGAUCACACUUCCCGAGUACUCCCACUUUGCGAAGCACAGAAUAAGCUUUAGAGCUCAAACUUGAUUCAGCGCAAAACCGUCGAUUGCUCUGGAUUUGCUGGUCAUCUUGUGCGAGGCAUAAUAUCUCCGUGAAUGACUUGACAACCCAAAAAAACAAAACAAAGAUUUGCCAGAUACGAGGGAAUCACAAAUGCCAGCUUCAACAAUCGUCUGUUGUUGGUGUUUGUCUCUUCGUCGUCAGAACGGCUACUACCGAACCCCCCCUCCCUCCCAAAACACAAUCGUUGGGUCUUGUUCAUUUUUGAUACAUCGGCACAUUCGAUAAGCAUUCACAAAACCAGAGCAAACACGAAACCGAAAGCGAUAGUGAAACGUCUUAAAAAGAAUACAUCCCAUCUCAAAAUGUGUAUCUACAGUACAAAAGAAAAAAAAAGAAAAGGCUAUCCCAAUAAAGCAUAGAGGGGCUCAUCUCUUUUCUGAGUGUCAUCCAAAAAAGACCCACUUAUAUCCAAUCCCAUGUUCGCAAAUAAGCCAAAUCCGUUCCUAUCGCCGUUAUCAUAAUCUACUUUACAACAGGACAAGACCGGCGGCGAACAGAGCCAAGAUUGAGGUGGAAACACCGAAUGCCUGGAUAGAGGUACCACCGUUGGAGGGGCUGCUGGUGCGGCCACCACCGCUGCCACCUAUAAAUGCGAAAGGAGCAAGUCAGCAAAUCUGGAGAUGGUAAAGAGAGAUAUAAGUGGAAGGAGGAUGUGUUAAACUUACCCUGGGUCUGCUUCUUGCAAAUGUCCAUGAGAGUAGAGUUGGACUCGAGAGUCUUGAGCCUCUCCUCAGUCUUGGUGGCCUUCUUCUUGUACUCGUCGAUCUUGGUCUGGUUGCCCUUGAACUUGGUGUCGAGGAAGGUCUGGUUCUUGGAGUUAUCGACCAUCUUCUGCAUGCCCUUCAUACUGCGGCAGGUCUGCUUGUCCUUCUGCUCGGCGCAGAAGGCGGUCAGGGUGGUGUUCUUCUGCAGGGUCUCGAGGGUGGCCUUGCGCUCCUGGGCCUUCUUCUUGAGGUCAUCGGCCUUGGUGGCGUUGUUCUUGGUGACCUGGUUCAGGAGCGUGUCGUUGCCAGCAAUCUUCUCGAGGCGCUCCAGGCGGUGCAUCUCACCGCACUGGCGCUUCUCCUUGCGGUAGGCGGCGUACUUGCCGCACUCGGCCACCAACGUCGAGUUGUCCUGGAGCGCCUUGAGCUCGGGCUCGGCCUUCUUGGCCUUGUCCUUGAUGUCGUCGGCCUUGGUCGCGUUGUUCUUGGUGAUCUCGUUGAGGAGCGUCUGGUUGCCGGCGAUCUUCUCCAGGCCCUCGAGCUUGAACAUCUUGUUGCACAUGGCCUUGGUCGACAUGGGCUUGCCAUCCUUCUUGUCGGCGGCCAUGGUCAUGUCGGCCAUGUCGGCCUGUGCGGCGGCGGUGCCGGCGAUGGCGAGGAGGACGAUGUUGAGCAACUUCAUGUUUGCGGUUUUUUUUUUGUGUUUGGGGAAACCUUGAAUAAACGAAGAGGGGAAAAGAGAGGUUCAACAAAGGUGACAAUCGAAAAAAACCGGGCCGGCGGUAUGUAUAUAUGUAAGAAUUGAAGAGGGAAGAAAAGAAAACAAAAAGAGAAACGAGGCAAAAGGAAUAGGAUAGCUUGAUGGUUUGGAUCUGAGAAACUGGGAUGGAAUAAACUCUGGAAAAGGUUGAACGGAGGUCAGUCGACCAUGAUAUAUACUCAUCCGAGAUGCAGUAGCUUGGUGGAUGGAAGCGCGGGAGAAGUGUAGACUCCAGCUCUGCCUCUCUACGACUUGCCUCUUUUUUCGCUUCCGUCUUACUAGAUCAGGCCAGGAUACCUGGUCCUAGGCACUGGGGC